Messenger RNA from Brenthis ino (lesser marbled fritillary), 1554 nucleotides. The record is from the annotation of a GenBank genome assembly. Lineage: Eukaryota; Metazoa; Arthropoda; Insecta; Lepidoptera; Nymphalidae.
AUGAUUGUCUUGUAUCCGGUAUUCGCAGUAAUUGGUUUAGUGUUAUAUUUAUUUUACUAUAAAAUUACUAAAAAUAAUAAUUACUGGGAAAAAAGGAAGGUUCCACAUUUAAAACCUUUGCCAUUUUUUGGUAAUUAUCGAGAAUACAUAUUAUUGAAAAAGUAUGGACCACAUGUCGCACAGGAUAUUUGCCAACAUUUUCCCCAUGAAUCUUACAUCGGCGCUUACUAUGGGACAGAUCCUGCUUUGAUCAUCCAGGAUCCUAAUAUUAUCAAGCUGGUGAUGACUAAGGAUUUCUACUUUUUCAACCAUCGAGAAGUAUCCAAAUAUACUCAUAAAGAAGUAAUCACCCAGAAUAUGUUCUUCUCUGGAGGUGAUAGGUGGAAAGUACUACGUCAAAAUAUGACAGCAUUAUUUACCUCAUCAAAAAUUAAAAAUAUGUUCUAUUUAAUUGAAAACUGUGCUACUAGUUUAGAUAAUGUAUUAAGUCAUGAAGUUAAAAUGAAAAAAACAAUAGAGGUUAAGUCACUAUUAGCGAGAUAUACCAUGGACUGUAUAGGAACAUGUGCAUUUGGUAUCCACACCGGUACACUGGAAAGUCACUCAAAAACGAACCCUUUUUCAGUAAUUGGGGAAAAGUUAUUUGACACUUCAAAUUAUGGUGGAUUUAGACUUAUUACUCGCACAAUGUGGCCAGAAAUUUUCUACGGUUUACGAUUGCAAUUGUUUCCAGAAAGUAUAAACACUUUUUUUAAAAGUCUUCUCACUGAUGUAUUCAAAUGCCGACAAUAUAAAGCAUCAUCACGAAAUGAUUUCGUAGAUCUAGUCCUAAACUGGAAAAACAAAAAAUACUUAGUUGGAGAUAGUAUAUCAAAUAUGAAAUCGGGCGAAUGCAAAAGAGAGUCAGCGGAAUUAGAAAUCGAUGAUACGUUACUCAUAGGCUUUUGUGUAUUAUUAUUUGCAGCUGGUUUUGAGACAACAUCCACUACGACGAGCCUUUUACUCUUUGAGUUAUCAAAAAAUCAAAAAGCUCAGACUAAAGUAAUCGAAGAAGUUGAUGAUUACUUUCAAAGACACAAUGGCAAAAUAGAAUUCGAGUGCAUUAACGAGAUGCCCUACCUCCAAGCUUGCAUAGAUGAAACUUUACGAUUAUACCCCGUUUUAGGGACUAUUACUCGGGAAGUUGAAGAAAAAUACGUGUUACCGACAGGUCUUCGACUAGAAAAAGGCAUGCGUAUUCAUAUUCCAGUGUACCAUCUCCAUCACGACCCUCAAUACUUUCCAGAACCCGAAACAUUCCGACCAGAACGUUUCUUUGGUGAUGAAAAGAAAAAUAUUAAGCCAUUCACGUAUAUGCCAUUUGGAGAGGGACCAAGGAUAUGUAUAGGACUUCGAUUCGCAAAAAUGCCGAUGGUUGCUGGACUUUUAACAAUAUUUAGAAACUAUGAAAUAAAAUUAGGAGAAAAAAUGGCUAAAAAUGUAUCUUUCGAACCGCGAGUGAUCGUUACCCAGCCUAUCGGUGGUAUUCAUUUAGAUUUCAUUCGUCGUUCACAA